Molecule: messenger RNA, 849 nt
Organism: Letharia lupina
Lineage: Eukaryota; Fungi; Ascomycota; Lecanoromycetes; Lecanorales; Parmeliaceae
Exons: 7
Coding region: 1-849 (282 amino acids)
Biological process (GO): tRNA modification
Molecular function (GO): tRNA guanylyltransferase activity; magnesium ion binding
Source: RefSeq, a predicted model, not a curated record
AUGGCAAACUCGAAAUAUGAGUACGUCAAAACGUUUGAACAGUCGACUACGUUGCUUCCAGACACCUACAUGACUGUACGGAUUGAUGGGCGUGGAUUUCAUAAACUUUCAGCAAAGUACAAAUUCGAGAAACCCAAUGAUCGCCAUGCAUUGGAGUUGAUGAACGCCGCAGCCACGGCGAUGAUGAAAGAGUUGCCAGACAUUGAUUGCGCCUAUGGCGAAAGCGAUGAGUUUAGCUUCAUAUUCGACCGAUCAAGCCGACUGUUCGAAAGGCGAGAGAGCAAAAUUCUCACUACGGUGGUGUCCACUUUUACAUCGUAUUAUAUUCAUCUUUGGUCCGAUUUCUUCGCAGACAAGCCGUUGUCGCCUCCCAUGCCAACAUUUGAUGGGAGAGUGGUGCUUUACCCGUCCUCCUCGACUUUGCGGGACUACAUGAGUUGGAGGCAAGUGGAUUGUCAUAUAAACAAUCUUUACAAUACUACGUUCUGGGCUUUGGUGCAAAACGGCGGCAUGGAUGCCACUCAAGCAGAGGAGAGGCUGAAAGGCACAAUGGCAUCAGAGAAGAACGAGAUCUUGUUUUGCGAAUUCAAGAUGAACUACAAUAACGAAGCAGACAUGUUUAAGAAAGGCAGCAUCAUCUACCGUGAUUGUGAUACUUCCAGCUCUGACAGCCAGGAGGCCCAUGCGCCUGCUGUGUUCAACAGCGAGCAAUCCGAGAUGUCCAAGACUGCAAAGAAAAAGGAGCGAAGACGACGUGCGCAAGCCAGUAUUACAAUAGAGCACACAGAUAUCAUCAGAAAUGAGUUUUGGGACCAGAGACCUUGGCUACUUUCAGGGCCAUCUCAAUAG